Laccaria bicolor S238N-H82 is the source of this 852-nucleotide messenger RNA. RefSeq lists its product as uncharacterized. The transcript has 2 exons. NCBI's taxonomy places the organism in Eukaryota, Fungi, Basidiomycota, Agaricomycetes, Agaricales, Hydnangiaceae. The record is from RefSeq and is a predicted model, not a curated record. The coding region runs from base 1 to 852 and encodes 283 amino acids.
AUGUCCACCACCCACGAAGAACGUGUACCGCCCAUGAAACAACGUCCCCCGCCCACCGAAAAUGUCCGCCGCCCAUCCAUGAACACAGUGACGGGCCCAGAUCAAGAUUUGGCUAGCUGUCCUCUCUCGGAGAAAAUUGCAAGUCUAGAGACCUCUGUUUGGUUUCAGGAAGAAAAAAUCACCAGACUGACUCGCUGGAUGGACCAUAUUGAAGAGUCUGCCCACAUGCGUUGGAAGGAAACGCAAGAAGAUUUGCAGUCCAUCCGAAGUGAUCACCAGAGACUGGAAGCCGAGGUGAGGGAAGCCGUCAAGACACUGGAGAACAAGUGGGAGACUACGCCAGCUGCGUUACAAGAGAGUCUCACCCGGGGCUUUGAGAAACUUGCAAGCUGCAUCAAAACUGCUGAGCUAACGCUCCAUGACCUCACCAAAUCAGUCACUACUAUUUCGGAGCUCAAACUGCGGCUCGGUGCUCGCCAAUCAAGUCUGGAAUCACUCAUUAUCCAGUUCCUCGGCAACAAGGAGAAGAAGCACACUGGCAUCAAUACCGAUCGCUCAGUCUCACCCGACCGUGGUCAGAAAAGCCAGCAGGUACAAGUCUCCCCGACCCCGGGUGUCGUUCUGCCAAACCCAGUUUCAACUGAUCACGCACAAGUCUCUCCAACCCCGGCCGUCUUUCUGCCUCCAGCAUCUGAGAGCCCAGCGGUCCUUCUGUUGGCGCCAAACCCAAUUCCUCCAACCCGGGCAAGUUCGCCUGGUCCUUACAUUGGGGGUAAUAGGAAGUCACCUCGGCUACAGAAACUCGAACCCACACUUCAAACCCCCGCACAGAGUAGGUCUUCUACUUGGUGA